This is a messenger RNA of Oncorhynchus mykiss (rainbow trout), 4885 nucleotides long. The record is from RefSeq and is a predicted model, not a curated record. Lineage: Eukaryota; Metazoa; Chordata; Actinopteri; Salmoniformes; Salmonidae.
CUUCUUUCGUGACGUAUAAUGGACUGGACGGACGCUUCUUCAGGAACAACAAGGCGCCAACUCUUUCAACCACGUCGGUAGCUUGCUAGCCAACAUAAAACUGAAAGAUUGACGUUUUAGACCAUGCUAAUGUACAUUAUCUAAUCUCAGUGUUUUAAACGAUUUUCGGUUAACGUAUCAACUGGUUCAAUUUGCAAACGUGUUAAAGAUUGAUACUGAGCCUAGCACUAGGCUAGACGCUAAUGCUAGCUAGCUAGCUAACAUCCCUGACCAUGAGCUCACUAAACUACUCCUCCCUUACUAAUGAAGAGGGGGUCUGCUGUAUGGAGAAAGAAUCUUUCAGAAUGAAAAAGGAGGAAGAGGAGGCUGUUAUAGUGAAAGAAGAGAAAGAACCGUUUAGAGAGGAAGAUGAUGCUAUCUCAAUAAAGGUGAAGGAGGAAGACUUUUUGGGAGUGAAAGAGGAGGAGACAGAAUAUCAGAUUAACACCAGAGAGACACAUGACUAUCGUGGAUCCUCUGGGAAGCCUCAACAACAUCCUGAUGCUGACGAGGAAGAGAAGAGUCUCUCCAGAUCAGAACACCAGAUGGACAACGCUAGCCCUUCCACCCUCUCGGAGUCCCCGUGUCAUGCCUCUCCUGUUAGCACCUUGCUGCUGGUGGACUGCAGGAAAACAAUGGGGCUGAGUGGAACUGUGGGAGGAGGAGAAGAGAGGAAAGGAUCAGAUUUGACUCAAAGAGAAAGACCAGACUCAGAGGAACCAGAGCCAGGGACGUCCAAACCAGCAAGACGACACCAGUGCUCCCACUGUGGAAAGAGUUUUAACCAUAAAGCACACCUGAAACAACACGAGAUAAUACACACAGGGGAGAAACCUUACCACUGCUCCCAGUGCGGGAAGAGUUUCGUCCGUUUGGGGGAGCUGAAACAACAUGAGAGAAUACACACAAGAGAGAAGCCUUACCGCUGCUCCCAGUGUGGAAAUAGUUUCAACCAUUCAGGGACGCUGAAACAGCAUGAGAGAAUACACACAGGAAAGAAGCCUUACCACUGCUCCCAGUGUGGAAAGAGUUUCAACCGGAAAGAGACCCUGAAAGCUCAUGAGAGAAUACACACAGGAGAGAAGCCUUACCACUGCUCCCAUUGCGGGAAGAGUUUCAACCGGAAAACAUACCUGAACCAACACGAGAGAAUACACACAGGAGAGAAGCCUUACCACUGCUCCCAAUGUGGAAGUUGUUUCGUCUGUCCAGGGGAUCUGAAACAACAUGAGAGAAUACACACAGGAGAGAAGCCUUACCACUGCUCCCAGUGUGGAAAGAGUUUCAACCGGAAAGCAUGCCUGAACCAACACGAGAGAAUACACACAGGAGAGAAGCCUUACCACUGCUCCCACUGUGGAAAGUGUUUUGUCUGUUCAGGGGAGCUAAAAAAACAUGAGAGAAUACACACAGGAGAGAAGCCUUACCACUGCUCCCAGUGUGGAAAGAGUUUUAACAAUUUAGGGAACCUGAAACGACAUGAGAGAAUACACAUAGGAGAGAAGCCUUAUCACUGCUCCCAGUGUGGAAAGAGUUUUAACAAUUUAGGGUACCUGAAACAUCAUGAGCGAAUACACACAGGUGAGAAGCCUUACCACUGCUCCCAGUGUGGAAAGUGUUUCAACCGGUCAGGGGGGCUGAAACGACACGAGAGAAUACACACAGGGGAGAAGCCUUUCCACUCCUCCCUAACAUCCCUGACCAUGAGCUCACUAAACUACUCCUCCCUUACUAAUGAAGAGGGGGUCUGCUGUAUGGAGAAAGAAUCUUUCAGAAUGAAAAAGGAGGAAGAGGAGGCUGUUAUAGUGAAAGAAGAGAAAGAACCGUUUAGAGAGGAAGAUGAUGCUAUCUCAAUAAAGGUGAAGGAGGAAGACUUUUUGGGAGUGAAAGAGGAAGAGACAGAAUAUCAGAUUAACACCAGAGAGACACAUGACUAUCGUGGAUCCUCUGGGAAGCCUCAACAACAUCCUGAUGCUGACGAGGAAGAGAAGAGUCUCUCCAGAUCAGAACACCAGAUGGACAACGCUAGCCCUUCCACCCUCUCGGAGUCCCCGUGUCAUGCCUCUCCUGUUAGCACCUUGCUGCUGGUGGACUGCAGGAAAACAAUGGGGCUGAGUGGAACUGUGGGAGGAGGAGAAGAGAGGAAAGGAUCAGAUUUGACUCAAAGAGAAAGGCCAGACUCGGAGGAACCAGAGCCAGGGACGUCCAAACUAGCAAGACGACACCACUGCUACCACUAUGGAAAGAGUUGUAACCGGUUAUGGGACCUGAAACAACAUGAGAGAAUACACACAGGAGAGAAGCCUUACCACUGCUCCCAAUGUGGAAAGUGUUUCAACCAGAGAGUAUACCUGAAACAACAUGAGAGAAUACACACAGGGGAGAAGCCUUACCACUGCUCCCAGUGUGGAGAGCGUUUCAACUGGAAAUCAAACCUGAAAGCCCAUGAGAGAAUACACACAGGAGAGAAGCCUUACCACUGCUCCCAAUGUGGAAAGUGCUUCAACCAGUCGGGGGACCUGAAACAACAUGAGAGAAUACACACAGGAGAGAAGCCUUACCACUGCUCCCAGUGUGGAAAGAGUUUUCGCCGGAAAGCACACCUGAAACAACAUGAAAGAAUACACACAGGAGAGAAGCCUUACCACUGCUCCCAGUGUGGAAAGAGUUUUCGCCGGAAAGCACACCUGAAACAACAUGAAAGAAUACACACAGGGGAGAAGCCUUACCACUGCUCCCAGUGUGGAGAGCGUUUCAACUGGAAAUCAAACCUGAAAGCCCAUGAGAGAAUACACACAGGAGAGAAGCCUUACCACUGCUCCCAAUGUGGAAAGUGUUUCAACCAGAGAGUAAACCUGAAACAACAUGAAAGAAUGCACACAGGAGAGAAGCUUUACCACUGCUCCCAGUUUGGAAAGAGUUUCAACCAUCCAGGGAAGCUGAAAGCUCAUGAAAGAAUACACACAGGAGAGAAGCCUUACCACUGCUCCCAGUGUGGAAAUUGUUUCAACUGGAAAUCAAACCUGAAAGCCCACGAGAGAAUACACACUGGAGAGAAGCCUUACCAUUGCUCCCAAUGUGGAAAGUGUUUCACCCGGUCGGAGAUGCUGAAAGCUCAUGAAAGGAUACACACAGGAGAGAAGCCUUACCACUGCUCCCAAUGUGGAAAGUGUUUCAACCAGAGAGUAAACCUGAAACAACAUGAAAGAAUGCACACAGGAGAGAAGCUUUACCACUGCUCCCAGUUUGGAAAGAGUUUCAACCAUCCAGGGAAGCUGAAAGCUCAUGAAAGAAUACACACAGGAGAGAAGCCUUACCACUGCUCCCAGUGUGGAAAUUGUUUCAACUGGAAAUCAAACCUGAAAGCCCACGAGAGAAUACACACUGGAGAGAAGCCUUACCACUGCUCCCAAUGUGGAAAGUGUUUCACCCGGUCGGAGAUGCUGAAAGCUCAUGAAAGGAUACACACAGGAGAGAAGCCUUACCACUGCUCCCAGUGUGGAAAGCGUUUCAACUGGAAAUCAAACCUGAAAGCCCACGAGAGAAUACACACAGGAGAGAAGCCUUACCACUGCUCCCAAUGUGGAAAGUGUUUCACCCGGUCGGGGAUGCUGAAAGCUCAUGAGAGAAUACACACAGGAGAGAAGCCUUACCACUGCUCCCAAUGUGGAAAGUGUUUCAACCAGAGAGGAAACCUGAAACAACAUGAAAGAAUACACACAGGAGAGAAGCCUUACCACUGCUCCCAGUGUGGAAAGUGCUUCAACCAGUCGGGGGACCUGAAACAACAUGAGAGAAUACACACAGGAGAGAAGCCUUACCACUGCUCCCAAUGUGGAAAGUGUUUCAACCGGUCAGGGGAGCUGAAACGACAUGAGAGAAUACACACAGGGCAGAAGCCUUACCACUCCUCCCAGGGUGCAAAGCUUUUGCCCAUUUAGGAAGCCUGAAAGAACACAUUAGACUGCACACAGAGGAGAAGGCUUAUAAAGGCUCAAACUGUGGGAAAACAUAUUACUCAUAACAGUCAUUUAAAUGUCAUUAGAGAAUCCACACAGGAGAGAGAAAUUACUUCUCUUAGCGUGUAUGUUGAUAUUUCACAUCACAUUGACUUAAAAUUCAUCAGAGAACAUACACAGUGCUCCCGUUGUCUUAUAUUGUUGACUGACAAUGUGUUUACCUGUCUUUACCAGAUGAAAUUAAAUGGUACAGGGUAUACUCAAACAUAUAUUUGUUUGUUUUUAUUAGAAAACAUGAAGUGAAUAUGGAGUCUGUCAGUUUGAAUAUAAAGUAGAUCAGGUUCCUUCUUUUAAACUGUCCUUUUUUUAAACUCUUUGUGUUUAUCUGGGUGUGUCAUUCCUCCAGCACUACAGAUAAUCAAGUGAUAUUUGGAUGCGAUGCAUUUGUUCCAUUGUUGACGUUUGCAUUGUUGGCCCACUGAGGAUUUAAUGAAAUGAAAAUGUUCAGACUCUGUAAUGGAAAACGUUAGUUGUUUGUCUGUCCACAUAACUGAGUAUGUGACUAACCUUGUGAAACUGUCCUAUUAUAAUCUCCUGUUCUUGGGAGGAUCAUUCUGUGUUGCAAACCAGCUGCACCUGCAUCCUUGUAUGAAUAAAGUCCCUCCCAGGAACAGGAAACUAUAAAGAUAUGUGCUCAUCACCCAAUGCUUCAGGAAUUCAGACGGUCUACACUGCGCUGUGUAACUCUGUUAUUCUCUCUGAGCUCAGAAAUAAAGAGACUUGGUUUGACUUGGACUCCAGCAGAUCCUUAGUUUAUAAUAUCCACCACAACUCUCCCAAGGAUUGCUGUUUAUCAUUGUCUCAAUGAAGAGUUCCUCUUUCGACUU